UUUAUCAAGGGUCCACCAGGAACUGGAAAAACUACAAGCAUCCUGUGUUUAGCCAGGAAGUUGUUAGGUUCUGCUUACAAGGAAGGUGUUCUGGAGUUAAAUGCGUCCAAUGAUAGGGGUAUUGACGUUGUAAGAAACAAGAUUAAAAUGUUCGCACAGAAGAAAGUGACUUUACCAGUUGGAAGACAGAAAAUUGUAAUUCUGGAUGAAGCAGAUAGCAUGACCGAUGGCGCACAGCAGGCUCUUAGGCGUACCAUGGAGAUCUAUUCCAAGACAACUCGUUUCGCUCUAGCUUGCAAUACUUCUGACAAGAUCAUUGAGCCGAUACAGUCAAGAUGUGCCGUACUUCGCUACUCAAAGUUGACAGAUGCACAGGUCCUCAGUAGGCUGUUAGAGGUGUGCGAGGCGGAGAAUGUUACAUAUACAGACGAGGGGCUGGAGGCGAUCAUCUUCACAUCACAGGGUGACAUGCGGCAGGUUGGGAAGAGUUGUCUCUUUGCCUUGUUAAUAAUAAUAAUGAUGUCAUUCACAUUUAUAUAAAAUAAAAAAAAGUGUACCAGAAAAAAAAAAGUACCAGAUUUCCAAAGGCUUUUAAGAUGUAUAUGAAACAGUUAAAACCAAUAAGGAUUUGUUCCUGGGGUGGCGCCAGGAUUUGCCCGACGGGGGGUCAGAUUUCCCUGACGAAAGCAAAGUGGGCGUGGUCGAGCUUCUCCCCGACGAAUUGUGUUUAUUCUCCCCGACGGGGCGGGGGGGCUAGCUCUCCUCUACCCCCCCAAAUCCCCCGCUGGCGCCACCCCUGAUUUGUUCCUUCUAUAUUUGACCCCUCCAGUACAGGAGGAAUGUUUAACCCUUUCACUGCGUGUACCCGGUAAUACCGGGUAUAAACACAUAUUGUUGAAUUGCGCGUACCCGGUACUACCGGGUAUGUAGAAAAAAUAUUGUUAAAAAUCAGGAAGAGGUUCUGUGCCCUCUAUAGUUUUUUUCUAUGAACUAUAAUUAACCUUUUAUCGGAAAAAAGUGUUUUCGAGUGGUUAGGCGCAAAAUGGCGGGUGCACGGCCUCAAAACAGACGGUACAAUGUCCACGAAGCUAUGGACCAGAUCUUUGCAGAUACGGAUAGUGAAGAUAACUUUGAAUUGGAUGAUUCUUGCAUUUUUUUUCCCCCAGUCGACUAUGAUAGUGACGACAGUGAUUCUAAGGACGAAAACGAUGAUUCUCUCAACUUGGGAGGCCAUGCACAGAGUCAAGGUGGCAAUGCCUUGUCCGCAGAUUUCCUUUCCACAUUUCACACAAUAGAACAGGCUAAUUUGUAUAGUUCUAAAAUAAAGUAACCGUAUGAUGUUUGCAACGAUGCAUUUAUAUUUACAACCUGGAUUAUAUAAAGCAC
Molecule: messenger RNA, 1386 nt
Organism: Anneissia japonica
Lineage: Eukaryota; Metazoa; Echinodermata; Crinoidea; Comatulida; Comatulidae
Product: replication factor C subunit 2-like
Exons: 3
Biological process (GO): DNA-templated DNA replication; DNA repair
Cellular component (GO): nucleus; DNA replication factor C complex
Molecular function (GO): DNA clamp loader activity; ATP hydrolysis activity; ATP binding
Source: RefSeq, a predicted model, not a curated record